UAAGUGAAUCCUUUAUCUGUGACGUCACAACUGUUGUUCGACCUUUUAUCCGGCAUAUCUAACUCGCACGUUUGGGUUACCAUCAAGCCGAAAAAAUGGGUGAUGCAGAAAAGGGAAAAAAGACCUUUAUACAGAAAUGUGCACAGUGCCAUACUGUUGAAAAAGGAGGAAAGCACAAGACAGGACCAAAUUUAAAUGGUCUCUUUGGAAGAAAAACUGGACAGGCAGCAGACUUUUCUUAUACAGCAGCUAAUGUAAACAAAGGAAUUGUAUGGGGCAAAGACACUUUAUUUGAAUACUUGGAAAACCCGAAAAAAUACAUCCCAGGAACAAAGAUGGUUUUCGCUGGACUGAAAAAGAAGAGUGAACGACUGGACCUGAUUGCAUAUCUCGAACAAUCAACAAAAUAACGUGACUCAAUUUAGCAACAAAUUUAAAAACUUUGAAGAUUUUUAAUUUAAACAAGAUCAGUGAUAUAUUUGUUUUUACAGUGGCAUCUUUUUUUUUUUAAAGAAAAUAUUUGGACAUCUUGACAUAAUUUUUCUUUGUUAGGUAAUACUCAUAAUGGCUGCUGGUUUCAAAUGUUGAGUCUUUGUUAAUGUUUAAAUAAUAAAAGUACAGAAACCUUAACAAUCUGCUGUUACUUGCAUACCCAGUUAUAUACAUAGCAUUUUAAUAUGUUAACUAAGGCUUGCCACAUCAUUUUACAUCAUCUUGUAAGCCACUGAGUGGUUAAAAUGUUUCUCUCUUAACUUGUACUCUGUUUUUAAAAGAACUAAAUCAUUUGUUUUAAUAAGUGUAAUUUAUAUGUGUGAAUAAAUUUGAAUUUUUAUUACUA
Molecule: messenger RNA, 838 nt
Organism: Ruditapes philippinarum (Manila clam)
Lineage: Eukaryota; Metazoa; Mollusca; Bivalvia; Venerida; Veneridae
Product: cytochrome c, somatic A
Exons: 3
Coding region: 96-410 (104 amino acids)
Biological process (GO): mitochondrial electron transport, ubiquinol to cytochrome c; mitochondrial electron transport, cytochrome c to oxygen
Cellular component (GO): mitochondrial intermembrane space
Molecular function (GO): heme binding; electron transfer activity
Source: RefSeq, a predicted model, not a curated record